AUGUCGGCAAACACAUCCACCGCCUUCGUCGAAGCCAACGGCGCCCAAGUCUUCUACAGAAAAGCCGGCCCAAGCAGCGCAGACGCACCCACCGUCCUCCUCCUCCACGGCUUCCCAUCCUCGUCUCACCAAUUCCGCAACUUGAUGCCUCUCCUCGCCGCCCAGGGAUACCGCGUGCUCGCCCCAGAUCUGCCCGGCUUCGGCUUCACCACAGUCCCCGACAACUACACCCACAGCUUCGACAAUCUCGGCACCACAAUCGACGCCUUCGCCUCGGCCCUGUCUCUCCAAAAGUACGCCAUCUACAUAUUCGACUACGGCGCCCCCACCGGCCUGCGCCUGGCCCUCAAAAACCCCGAAAAGGUCGUCGCCAUCAUCAGCCAGAACGGAAACGCCUACGACGAGGGGCUCGGCGCCGAGUUCUGGGCCCCCGUGCGCAAGUACUGGGCCUCUGGUGCCGACGAGGACAGAAACGCCCUCAGGGGCCUCCUGGAGUCGGACGCGACCAAGUGGCAGUACACGCAUGGCUCUCCCAACGCCGGCAAGGUGCAGCCGGAGGCGUACGCGCUCGACCAGGCGCUGAUGGACCGCGUGGGCAACAAGGACGUGCAGCUGGAUCUGUUUUACGACUACCGCAGCAACGUGGCGCUGUAUCCCAAGUUCCAGGAGUACUUGCGCACCUCCAAGGUUCCGGUUUUGGCUAUUUGGGGCAAGAACGAUGUCAUUUUUGUUCCUCCUGGCGCUGAGGCGUUCAGGAGGGAUGUGGAGAAGCUCGAGGUGAAGCUGCUGGAUGCUGGGCAUUUUGCGAUUGAGACGAAUGAGGAGGAGUUUGCUGCUAGUAUUGUCUCCUUUUUUGAGAAGUUUCAGGUAUUUGGAAGCCGUGAAAGAAAAGUAUAA
Metarhizium brunneum ARSEF 3297 is the source of this 897-nucleotide messenger RNA. RefSeq lists its product as uncharacterized. NCBI's taxonomy places the organism in Eukaryota, Fungi, Ascomycota, Sordariomycetes, Hypocreales, Clavicipitaceae. Gene Ontology annotation, molecular function: epoxide hydrolase activity. The record is from RefSeq and is a predicted model, not a curated record.